GAUACAAGCAUUCUAUGUCGCCUUUAAUCUAUUUUUCUUUUGGGAACACGCUGGGUCCUACGCUACCCACCUUUUUGUUACUUUUUUGCCAGGAUCUCCAAACCCUUUUCCUUUGUUCACUUUGUUUUGAAAUAAUGAUGUUUUAGUUAAUAAACACUAAUUAUUGGGCCAAAUGUAAUAUCAUUUUAUAGCAGAGGAGGAGCAGGUUUGAUUCAAUGUAGAGAGAAAGUAACAUCACGGUCACCUGUCAUGAAGGUGAUGGAGUUUGAACCAGAGUUAAUUCUCUUUUCAAACAGGUCUGUAUUUGUAGAUGUGUAGCGUUUCUACUCCCAUCCUAUUGUCCAUGCAUUAAUAGUGGGACGUUUGUCCUACUUGUGGAGUUAAUGUUGCUGUAACACCAUGUAAUUGAGUCAUCACAGGAAAAUCCACGCUUUCAUGUUUCCUCCUCAGGUGUUGCAAUCGAUUUCACGUUCGAUAGUUAGGACAUGUGUACAUGACUCAACAUCCCAAACUGACACCCAGGUGUUUUCACAGAGCCAGACAUAAUGUUAGUCCCUGAGUUGUAUCUCUUCAUUUUAACUCACUGACAAAUCAGUAUCUGUUAGAUUUACUGUGCUCAUACUGCAGAUAUGUGUGUCACGAUGGCAAGGAUUAAAUUUAGUUAUAUAUUUGGCAUGAUCGCUGCAGGUGUUCUUAUGGCAGCUUUCCCUGCUGCACAGAUCACUAUAGGUGGAGUUUAUUUACACGAAUGUCCGGCAGCACCAGGUAUCCCAGUGUACGUGAUGGUGUGUGGGAUAUCGGCCCUGCUGCUGAUGGCCCUGCAUGCUUUGCCUAAGAUCCUCUGUUCAGCAGCUCUGGACAAAGUCUGGACGGUGUGCAUGAUCAUCCUGGGCCUGUUUGUCCUCAUCUGGUUCUUCUAUGGUAGUUACCAGAUUUAUUCCGUGUAUCCCCCAAACUAUGAGAAGAAUAUCACUGAUCCAGACGAAAACAACAGGAACUUCUUCACCUCGGCGGAGCCUGACAACAAGCUUGCUCCCGCUCUGGACAACCGCAACCAAAGUCUGCUAAACCUUAACCAAAACCAGAGCAUUCAGAACCUAAACCAGAACCAGAGCCUUCUAAACCCUAACCAGACUCAGACGAUCAAAAACAGCCAGACUUGGAAGAGGCUGAUUCAGACGUCAGCCCCCAUCAGCAGUGAGCACCUGAAGGCACCAGCACCACAGCGUGUCUCAUCUGCUGUGGCUUACUGCAACAAAACUCUCUAUCUGCUAAGUUUCUGGUCCACAACGCUGAUUUAUGCCUUAGCAGCAAAUGCAUUGCUGAUCUCGUUUUGUUUAUAUGGUUGCAUGGCACUGGUAAACAUACUUACAAAGUAUUCCUUCUAACCAGGACAAGAGUCUUCUAAAUCCUCAACCAGAUCCUCCCGAACCUCAACCAGACCCAGGUGAUCAGCCUUUAACAACAAGGCACCACAAGCACAGUGUGUCUUGACUGCUGUGUCGCUCUGUGAUAGAACUUUCUACACAUGCCUUCAAAGUAUCUUAUUGUCAAGGAAUUAAUCCAUUUCAGAGAACUUUAACAAAGAAGUAAAACAAAAAUAAAUACAAAAUCAAAUCAUCUGUAAUGGUCACAAAGUAAAGACAGAUAAGACUCAACUGGAUUCUAAUCCUUUAAAUAUUUCCACUCCCACACUUGUAUUUUUCAACUUUGUGCCAUGUAAAUAGUGUAAAAUACAUUUUAUUUGCAAUUAAACAACGUUUUACACACUGAA
Solea senegalensis (Senegalese sole) is the source of this 1774-nucleotide messenger RNA. RefSeq lists its product as uncharacterized. The record is from RefSeq and is a predicted model, not a curated record. The transcript has 4 exons. Lineage: Eukaryota; Metazoa; Chordata; Actinopteri; Pleuronectiformes; Soleidae. The coding region runs from base 630 to 1388 and encodes 252 amino acids.